AUGUCCAUCACCACCGCUAGAUACAGACUCAUGUCCAACACCACUGCUAGAUACAGACUCAUGUCAAACAUAACCUCUGACAACAAACUCGCGUCCAUCACCACCGCUAGAUACAGACUCAUGUCCAACACCACCGCUAGAUACAGACUCAUGUCCAACACCACCGCUAGAUACAGACUCAUGUCAAACACCACCGCUAGAUACAGACUCAUGUCCAACACCACCGCUAGAUACAGACUCAUGUCCAACACCACCGCUAGAUACAGACUCAUGUCCAACACCACCGCUAGAUACAGACUCCUGUCAAACAGAACUACUAGAUACAGACUCAUGUCCAUCACCACCGCUAGAUACAGACUCAUGUCCAACACCACCGCUAGAUACAGACUCAUGUCCAACACCACCGCUAGAUACAGACUCAUGUCCAACACCACCGCUAGAUACAGACUCAUGUCCAACACCACCGCUAGAUACAGACUCAUGUCCAACACCACCGCUAGAUACAGAUUCAUGUCAAACAUCACCUCUGACAACAAACUCGCGUCCAACACCACCGCUAGAUACAGACUCAUGUCAAACACCACCGCUAACAACAGACUCGCGUUCAACGCCACCGCUAAAUACAGACUCAUGUCCAACACCACUGCUAACUACAGACUCGCUUCCAACACCACUGCUUACUACAGACUCGCUUCCAACACCACCGCUAACUACAGACUCGCUUCCAACACCACUGCUAACUACAGACUCGCUUCCAACACCACUGCUAACUACAGACUCGCUUCCAACACCACUGCUAACUACAGAAUCGCUUCCAACACCACUGCUAACUACAGACUCGCUUCCAACACCACUGCUAACUACAGACUCGCUUCCAACACCACCGCUAACUACAGACUCACUUCCAACAUUACCGCUUAA
This is a messenger RNA of Mya arenaria, 921 nucleotides long. RefSeq lists its product as uncharacterized. Lineage: Eukaryota; Metazoa; Mollusca; Bivalvia; Myida; Myidae. The record is from RefSeq and is a predicted model, not a curated record. The transcript has a single exon. Bases 1 to 921 code for a protein of 306 amino acids.